UAAGUUAAAAAAAGUAGUUUAGUUUAUAAGAAAAAUGUAUAACGGUAAUAAAAAUGAAAACGAUGGUAAAGUCGCAUUCGAAACUGCACUCGAUUUGGCGGGUUUCGGUUUAUACAACUAUAACCUGACGGCACUGACUGGGUUCAUCAUCAUCGCGUACGCGUGCAUUGCGUUUGGCACCACUAUCAUCAUCCCCGCGAGCGCCUGCGAGCUUGGCACCACCAGCGCGCAGCAGGGACUCAUCGCUGCUGGACCUUUAGUUGGUAUAAUCCUGGGCGGCGUGUUCGGUGGUUACCUUGGCGACAAGUUCGGUCGUCGGCGCAUGUUGUUCGUGUCCCUGCUCUCCGCGUCCGUUGUCAACGCAUUGGCCAGUAUAUCAGUUGACUGGAUCAUGUUGUUGAUACUACAGUCUAUCGCCUCUUUUUGUGCUGCCGGCAAGUACUCGUUGUCAAUGACGAUGCUCAGCGAGAGCGUGCCAAUGGCCAAGCGGAACCUGGUCGUGUUAUUAGUCACUAGCAUAUUCCUGCUGGCACAGGGAAUUAUGGCAGUUAUCGCUAUCCCUAUCAUCCCUCUAUCCUUCUCUAUCUACCUUUCGAACCUGGGAAUAUAUUGGAACUCCUGGCGCACGCUGCUCCUCGUGUACUCCGCACCUGGUCUCGUGGCUGCGGUGUGGAUGCUGACGAUAAAGGAGAGUCCCAAGUACAUAUACGCUCAAGGAAAGGAACAGGAGGCCAUCGACAUUAUUAAGAGCAUUCACAGGUUGAAUAAGGGAAGAUCCGCAGGAGAAUUACAAAUCUCAGGUCUGAUAUAUGACUCCCAGCAGUCGUCAGGUCCGUCCUCACCAAAGGAACAGAUCGUGCCGCUGUUCAAAAUGCCAUUGCUCAAGUAUACCAUCAUAAUGACAAUACUCUUCGUAUUCCAACAAGUGGGCGCAUUCGCGGUAUGGCUGCCGUCGAUUGCCAACCAAUUCGUGCAGAUCGUACAAACUGGUGAGGGCACUGACCAAAGUCUCUGCUCUAUACUUAGCAACAGUAUAGAUGCCCCUGCUGAUCCAGACGCAGUGCCGUGCUCUCUCAAUGUUAUCUCCCUCCUGCUAGUGCUACUGGUUGGCGGUCUGCAGUCUGUGGCUAACGGACUCCUCAGCUUGAUAGUGAACCGCGUGGGUCGUCGCAAUAUGGCGAUGGUGGUGGCGGUAGUUUGCGGGCUGGGAGGCAUCGUCACCAACCUCAUCCCCAACGCCUACGCCAGCGCCGCCUUCUUCAUACUCUUCAUGCUGGGGAUCCUCAUCCUAGGACUGUACACUGCCAUCGCUGUCGCACUCUUCCCCACCAGUCUUAGGGCUCUCGCAGUAGCGCUGACGAUGACGGGCGGAAGACUUGGGACCUUCGCCUCCGUGCAGAUCCUCAACCUGCUGCUGGAGGUCAACUGCGAGGCAGGAUUUUAUCUCUUCUGCUCGAUAUUCGCCUCUUCAGCGAUCGUAGCAGCAUUCCUACCCAAUGACAAGAAUUUACAAACAACACAGACGAAGAAAGAAGACACCUCAUAGAUUUUAAGUAAAAUUAGGCAUGAUUUGUAAAUAAAUGUUAUGUAA
This is a messenger RNA of Papilio polytes (common Mormon), 1591 nucleotides long. RefSeq names its product putative transporter ZK637.1. NCBI's taxonomy places the organism in Eukaryota, Metazoa, Arthropoda, Insecta, Lepidoptera, Papilionidae. The coding region runs from base 35 to 1546 and encodes 503 amino acids. The transcript has 11 exons. Gene Ontology annotation, molecular function: transmembrane transporter activity. Gene Ontology annotation, biological process: transmembrane transport. The record is from RefSeq and is a predicted model, not a curated record.